This is a messenger RNA of Malaclemys terrapin pileata, 3849 nucleotides long. It is a transcript of the gene FHL5, whose product is annotated as four and a half LIM domains 5. Gene Ontology annotation, biological process: positive regulation of transcription by RNA polymerase II. Bases 89 to 925 code for a protein of 278 amino acids. The transcript is spliced from 6 exons. Gene Ontology annotation, cellular component: nucleus; Z disc. The record is from RefSeq and is a predicted model, not a curated record. NCBI's taxonomy places the organism in Eukaryota, Metazoa, Chordata, Testudines, Emydidae. Gene Ontology annotation, molecular function: transcription coactivator activity.
GUUUUUUGGUACAUGAUUCUACAUUUGAAAGUUCAGCUUUCAUGAUAGAGAUUGCACUGCAGUACCUGUAUUGCUGAAGAACCAAAAGAUGACAAGUAAUCACUGCCAUUACUGCAUGGAAUCCCUUCUUGGCAGGAGGUAUGCAUUUAGAGAGGAGAAUUCUUACUGUGUUACAUGUUAUGAUGGCCUAUUUGCUAACUCCUGUGAAGAAUGCAAGAGGCCCAUUGAAUGUGAUGCCAAGGAUCUCGCCUAUAAAGGCCGCCACUGGCAUGAAGCGUGCUUCAAGUGUGCCAAAUGCAAUCACUCUUUGGUGGAAAAGCCUUUUGCUGCCAAGGAUGAGCUCUUGCUGUGUACUCAGUGUUAUUCUAAUGAGUAUUCAUCGAAGUGCUUCCACUGUCAGAAGGCCAUUAUGCCUGGUUCUCGUAAAAUGGAAUUUAAAGGAAGUUGCUGGCAUGAAGCCUGUUUUGUUUGUCAAUACUGCCUGCAACCAUUAGGAACAAAGCCUUUGAUUACCAAAGACAAUGAGAAUUAUUGUGUGCCAUGUUUUGAGAAGCAGUUUGCUCACCACUGCUACUCCUGCAAGAAGAUGAUAACUACUGGUGGAGUGACAUACCACGACCAGCCAUGGCACAAAGAAUGCUUUCUGUGUGCUGGAUGUAAGAAGCAGCUGUCUGGGCAGAAGUUUAUUUCCAAAGAUGACCAUCCAUACUGCCUAGACUGCUUCAGAAAGCUUUAUGCAAAGAAGUGUGCAGCCUGCAACAAACCCAUUACUGCUCUUGGAGGUGCCAAAUUUAUCUCAUUUGAAGAGCGCCAGUGGCACAGUGACUGCUUUAAUUGUGUAAAAUGUUCCAUUUCGCUGGUGGGACAAGGAUUCCUCACCCAGCAAGAUGACAUCCUCUGUCGCGAAUGUGGUUCGGCUGCAUAGUUAGAGAGAGACACAUUAUUCUCGCAUGCUGUAACCAAGUACUUCCUUACCCUGCAGUCAGAAAUUCAUUUAAAGGCCAUAAGAGUUAUUUAGUCAUUCAAGUUGCUUUCCACCAGCAGUUCAAUUCUAUCACAGUGCUCAGCUGCUACAUGCAUGCCUUAUAUCUUGUAAAAAGAUUUUUACACAGUUCUGGUUAAGAAAACAUUUCCAAAGAAAUUUCUAUAUAUAUUUUAAUGGAAAUACAGUAUGUUUGUCCUUGUAAAACAGUGCACUCUGCUGUUGGGAGCUUUAGAAUUUUAUAUUAUAUAAUCCAAGAACGACUAUGAAAAAUCUGUAUUUGGAAGACAUAAUAGAUGACCUCCUUGAAGAAAACUUAUAUCAGUACUCUACUGAUGCAGACACUCAGGUGGAAAGUGGUGGUGCAUUCCCCGCUGGGCCACAAUAUUUAAUCUGAACAAUGUCCCCCCUUCUCUCUGUACCUCAAGGCUGCUGGGCAGACAAAGAAGGCUGCCGGCAAAGCAGUCAUUUCGCUAUGUGCAGAAGGUAGGGGGUUGUUGUACAGAAAGGAAAGACUUCUACCACUCCAGAGGGGGUGCUACUUCUCUGCCUUGUAAGACAGAAAGGAGUAGGAGAAAUAGAUGCCCACCAGCAGAGAGAGUCAAGAGUCCACUCCAUGGCCAGGAGGGUCAGGUGAGGGGACAGAAGGCCAUUUCCUCCAUAAUUUACACCACUGAAUACACUAUAGGGCAAUUAAAAAGCUGUAUAAUCUUUGCUCCAAGUUGUAAGUCAGAAUUCCUUUGCAUCACUCUAUGCUUAAUCAAUGACCCACUCACUUUUUCCAAUUUUCUGAUUCUCAGUAUAAUGAAUGCUAACUAAGCAGUUUGCAAAAAUGUGGGGCUUAGCCAAGCAAUUAAUUGUGUGUCCAAAGUUUCAGGUGCAUAUUCGUAGAUGGUUUUUGGAAAAAGUGUCUGUAAAUGACAUUUUCAUUACUUACACUUCAUAGUCGCUCAUAGCAACAAAUUUCUGUUUCUCUAUUAGGACACAUUACUAAGAACUACAUAUAAGUUGAAUAACAUGGGGGGGGGGAAAGAUUUCUUUACAUUUUUUUCAUGCAUUAUGAUUAAGGAAAAGAGGAAUUGCCAGACUGUAUCAGAUCAAUGGGCCCAUCUAAUCCAGUAUCCCAUCUCCAACAGUGGCCAGCACCAGCUGCUCCAGAUGAAGAUGCAAGAAAAUCCAGAGUGCACAAUUAUAGUGUAUGUUGCCCAUCCUGGUAGUUUCUUACUAAUACCUACCACCAGGGCAUGCCCUAGACCAAAUGGCACCCCAGACAAAGUGCCGCGAUCGGCCGAACCUGAGGACGAGGCAGGUAAACAAACUGGCCCAGCCCGCCAGGGUGCUUACCCUGACAAGCCGCGUGCCGGAGGUUGCCAACCACAUACGAAAUAUCUGAAACAUUUUACUUCAAACAUUCUAUUUUCCCUUUUGUUGCUAACAACAAAAACAACCCCCAACGCUGGGCACCCCAGGCAGUCACCUGCCCCUAAAUCUGGUCCUGCCAGCACUGAGUGGUCGGUUUAUGCUCUGAAGCAUCAAGGCUUAUAUCCCUUCUUAAACAAACAAACAAAAAUCUGUUCUGAGACUAGUGAUUUGCAGAGCUGAACUACAGCCCCUUUACCAAAAUUAGCUAGUUUUAGUUAAACUUUUUUUUUGCUAAGUCAUCUUUUCAGGAUAUAAAUAAACAAAACUACACUUUAAUCUGCCAUCGGAAUCAAUGAGCUCCCCCAAUCAGAGCGCUAAUGUAUAGUUUCCAAACACUAACAUGUCUUAAAACUGCAACUGCCUUUUGAAUGCCGUCAGACCCUUGUCAUUGGUGGACAGGAUCAAACCUGGGGCUUCUGGAGCUUAUUGCAUGAGCCUCUAUCGCAUGAGCUAAAAGCCACAUGGCCCUUAGCUAAGGCUGUAGAGCUGCCUAAUUUUAUCUCCCUCUUUAAGUGGUCUUGGUGCCACUAGAUGGGACAGAACACCACACUCAGUAUGUGAGUGGGUUACACCUUGUCUACACUAGGAUUUUAGUACAUACUAAACAUACACCUCUUUUCCUAGUGUAAACAUGGCUUGAGAGUCACCUUCCUGUCUGCCAAGCCACCUCUCUCUUCUCCUGAAAACCCAUUUUCCAGAAAUUCAUCCAUCUGUCUCAUCAUGAAUAGUUUCUCCUUGCUCUCACUUUGAACUGUGAUCUAAUAUCUUAUGUGUUUGCCUUGUCUAUAUUAAGACUGUCAAUGCUUUAGAACAAGGAGCAUGACUUACUCAUUUUGUUAAGAGCCAUGUACAUUUACCAGCAUUAUAGCAAUGGUUUUUAAUAAUAUUUUCAUUACAAUCGAUAGGCCAACAGAACAAUGUAGUUUUGUUCCUAUAUCUCAUUUAUGUCACUUUGAGAGGAUUUAAUCUGCUUGCUGAGCUUUUAAAGUAAAAGUGUCUAUAUUAAAGGCCAAGUAGAUUAGUGUUACAAAUGUUCCUUCCCUUUGUUCCACGCUUUCAUGUCAUUAAACUAUCAUAAUACUGAGCCAUUGAGAAUGGUGCAAUGAAAUACUCGAGGGCAGGUUUUGUACCAUUUACCACACUCCUGAUGUGUUUUAAAGCACAUCUUACUCAUAUUAACUUCAGGAGCACGGGUGUCCUUUUAGGAGCUGAUCCAAAGUCUAUUGCUGUUAAUAGGAGUCUUUUCUUUGACCUCAGUUGCAUUAAGAUCUCAUUCCCUUAUUUAAUUGAAAGUGAUAAUUACAUUAAGAAGACAAAAAGAAAAGUACACUAUAUGAAAAUAGGCCAGUGCCAAACUGCAAUAGUAUAAAAUCUAUGUGGAUAAUAACUAACCACAAGUGUAUAACUCUGUUUUCUAGUCAAUAAAAUAUUGAUUUUUUGCUUAA